Molecule: messenger RNA, 750 nt
Organism: Acanthosepion pharaonis
Lineage: Eukaryota; Metazoa; Mollusca; Cephalopoda; Sepiida; Sepiidae
Source: the annotation of a GenBank genome assembly
AUGAUUUUCCUUAAGUCUUUCAGUUACCAAUUCUAUAUUAUCUUUGCUCUCUUUUACGGAUUGUCAUUCCAAUUACAAGGCUCGAGUCAGCAAUCUUGCGAUCCGACGAGUUGCACAGUACCAGACUGCCGUUGUUCGGGACUGAACAUACCGGGUGGUUUCCAUCCAGAAGAGAUCCCCCAAAUAGUGCUGCUGGCAUUCGAUGACGCGGUUAACUGGGACAAUUGGGGUUAUUAUUCAAGGCUUUUCCCCGCCGAUGGGAGUCGAAAGAACCCAAAUGGUUGCCCAAUAGCAAUGACGCUGUUUGUGUCUCACAACUAUACAGAUUACUGCAUGAUUCGUAAACUUCACAGACGCGGCAUCGAGAUCGCCGAUCACAGCCUUACACACCAGGUUCCACACAAUUGGUGGAGCAAUGCUACAAAAGAAGAACUUGCAAUAGAAAUUUUAACUCAACGUAACAACCUCGCCAAACUGGCUGAAAUUCCAUUGGACGAAAUUCGAGGUUGGAGGAGCCCAUUUCUCCAACCGACGGGCGAUACUAUGUUCGAAAUCCUUUGGGAAAACAACUUCACCUACGACGCGACUUUAACACAUCCUUUUCCAAGAAAUUGUUGGCUGCAACAUCCAACCAUGCCCGAAGGGAUCCUAUCCAGGAUUAUGGGAGAUUCCAGUGGUUACUUUGAUGGACUACAGAGAACACCUUCCUUGCGCUUAUGUCGACUUUUGUCAAAACAAACCCCGGACUAA